AUGCGUCGUGGAGGAGAUGCGCUGCGGCGCGUCGCGCCCGUCAGAUCGCCGUCGCCCGCCGUCAUGGCAACCUCUGCGAUCGCGCCGCUGGCGCUCCUGGCGGCCAGCCUCUGCAUCUCCUCUUUCGCCCUUGCAGCUUACAACCAACAAACAAGGCUCUAUAGUCACAACCACCUGCGUCAUCCAGCAAGGUGA
Messenger RNA from Gryllus bimaculatus (two-spotted cricket), 195 nucleotides. The record is from the annotation of a GenBank genome assembly. NCBI's taxonomy places the organism in Eukaryota, Metazoa, Arthropoda, Insecta, Orthoptera, Gryllidae.